CAAAAGGACACCAUAGAAAUAUUUCUAUCAGUCGUAAUAAUGGCUCGCUACGGUGAUCGCGAUCGGAAGAGGAGACGCUCCCGAUCACGCUCUCGCUCCCGCUCUCCUCAUUGCUACCAUCAUGCAGCAUCCUCUCUCUCUACAUCUCGUCACCAACGUCGUCAAUCCCCGUUUAAACCCGUCAUCUCCAGCCAUCGAGAGACGGAAUCUUCAGUAUCCGUUCCUCUUCCUGCUCUUGAGCACCGCGAGGAGCUUCUACAAGCUCUAAAAGACCACCAAGUCGUUGUCUGUGUAGGCGAAACAGGAUCCGGUAAAACUACGCAGCUUCCGCAAUUCUUACACGCCUGUGGGGCGUAUACCAGCUCAAAACGUGAUGGUGAUGAGAUAUCCCAGUGUAUCGCCAUUACUCAGCCUAGGCGAGUUGCUACAGUCUCCGUGGCCCAAAGAGUGGCUGAGGAGAUGAAUACGAGAGUCGGAGGCGACGGACCCGUAGGCUAUUCCAUCAGAUUCGAGUCUCGCUGCAGUGACAACACGAAACUCAAGUUCCUGACAGAUGGAGUGCUUGUUCGCGAAUGCUUGAGCGACCCGUUACUCAAAAAAUACAGCGUCGUGAUGCUGGACGAAGCUCAUGAACGCAGCAUCCACACCGAUCUAUUAUUUGGGCUAUUAAAGCAAGUAUUGGAUAGAAGACCUGGAUUCCGAGUGCUUAUCACGUCAGCCACGUUGGAUGCUGAAAGAUUCGCAAAAUAUUUUGGAAAACCAAGUGAAAAGAAGAGCAAGAAGGUGAAGCCAUGUCCUAUUGUAAAAAUUCCCGGACGAGUGUUCCCCGUGGAUAUUUUCCAUUCCAAGCAGCGACAGAUCAUGGGACACAGAGGUCCUUUAUCCACCUAUGUGCGUGCUGCAGUCGAGACGACGAUGCAGGUUCAUAACAGUGAGGAGCCAGGUCAUAUCCUGGUGUUUCUUACCGGUCAACGUGAAAUUGAAGACGCGUGUGCUCAAAUUCGAGCGCUAUACAAAGACCAAGAGAAACGAAGCGAUGGAUUGGACCUACGAGUGCUGCCGUUAUACGGAGCAUUACAAGGCUCAAGACAGCGCGAAAUAUUCGACUCAGUUCCUAUAGACCGUGUUCGUAAAGUUAUUAUCGCUACGAAUAUUGCCGAGACUUCGCUAACUAUUGACGGAGUUCGAUACGUCGUGGACUGUGGCUUCACGAAGCAAAAAGUGUACAACCCGGUGCAACAGAUGGAGUCGCUCGUAAUUGUACCGAUCUCCAAGGUGUCAGCGCAACAACGUGCUGGUCGAGCGGGUCGUACGGUGCCUGGGAAGUGCUAUCGACUGUACAAUAAGACGUCGUACGAGGAGAUGGCUCAAGAGACUGUACCUGAAAUCCAGCGGACGAAUCUAGCCAACACAGUGUUGUAUCUUAAACUGCUCGGUAUCCAGGAUGUGAUCGGCUUUCCGUACUUAGAUCCACCUGACGAAGACUCAUUGUUAGAUGCUUUAAAGCAGCUAUAUGUGCUUGGAGCGUUGUCUGAUACUGGAGAGGCCACUGCUCUUGGUAAGCUUAUGGCAGCGUUUCCGUUAGAGCCCAAGCUCUCUCGUGCGUUAGUGGAGUCUUUACUACUGGAUUGUAGUCAUGAAAUGACUCAAAUAGUUGCGAUGCUGUCAGUGGAGAAUGUUUUUAUCGAAAUUCAUAGAAAGCGAAAGGAUCACGAUGAACGAGAGAGUGAAGAUUGGGAACAAAGAAUGUUAGCGUUGAAAGAAGACGGACUUCUACAUGAAGACGGAGACCAGCUCACUUAUCGACUAUUACUCCGAGCUUUCGAGUCCAAAAGUCGAAAAAUUCAUGACCGUCGUGCUCUUGAACGUUGGUGCGAAGAUCGGUAUCUUCGCUUUCGUGCACUAACGAUGGCUGGAUCGAUCGUCAAGCAGCUUCGAGAUAUCAUCGACACGCUAUCUCGACGUGAUCUUGAUGCUGUUAUGAAGAACAAUAACAGACGAGAUCUCUCGUUGGAUGAUCGUCUUCGUCAAGCACUUUGUGCGGGGUUUUUCAUGAACGCAGCACGUCGAUGUACGAUGGAGACGGUGUAUCGUUUAUUGUACAGUGAUGGGAAGGCUCAGCUGGUACAGUUCCACCCACUCUCAGCCAUGUGUUACUCUGCUCCACCGGAAUUUUGUGUGUAUCAAGAGCUUGUCGUUACCAGUAAACCAUUCAUGCGUGGUGCAUUGGCUGUCGAACGUCGGUGGCUGGAUUACUUUGGUAAUGAUAAGCUGAACGUCUCGAAUUCACAGCUCUACGCUCUGUGUGGACGCAAAGCUCCAGUCGAGGCGAAAGUUCAAGAAGAAUUGAUGGAUACAAGUCAAGUCAACUUAGUUGAUGCUUCAAAGCCAGUUACUGUGACUGCAGAUGCCGUCGCUGCAGCCCGCGCUCGCUUCCUGGAACGCAAAAAGCGCUCAUAAUCUGUACAAGGUGCUGAUGGCUUCGUUGGGAUUAUUUGGUAGUCUAGCGGAUACUCACCUGGAUCUUGUCAAUCAAGCGCUUCAACUCUUCGUUCUCACUCUUCAAUUCUUCGUUUUCGCUCGUGAACGCUCUCUCCAACUCGUAGCUGACGGCCAUGAACUCUUCGUAGUUCUGGUGGGUGGUCUGUAGCUCCUCGGUUUUGGCCUUCAGCUCCGCUCGUAACAUUUCCACCUCAUCUGUGGUUGUUUCACUGGUUGCGUACUUGUCGUUGUCUUCAACUGGAUUUGCGUGAUUGCCUUCGUCCUUUCCACUUCUCUCUACUCCAGUGCAUCUUUCCUUCACUGGAAGCCCCACUGCAGUUAACAGACGGUCCAUGGCGUUCUCAUACUUCUCCAAUUCGGAGCUUAACUCGCGGGUUUUGUAGUCUGAUUGCAGCUUCAAUGUCUCGAUCUCCUGCGCCGCAAAGACAACUUCUUCUUCGGCUCGCUCGAGCUUAUGCUUCAAGGUCUCUUCUGUCGCUUCCAGUCGACGUACAGACGAUUGCAAGUCGUCGUUUUCUUGCUCUAGACGCUGAACGUGCUCACGAAGUUGCUGGUUCUCCAUGUUUAUAGCUUUUCACUUUUUCAUUUUAAACAAGACAGGCGAAAUAUACAUAUUUGAUAAAAAAAAUAAUAAA
Molecule: messenger RNA, 3137 nt
Organism: Phytophthora nicotianae INRA-310
Lineage: Eukaryota; Oomycota; Peronosporomycetes; Peronosporales; Peronosporaceae
Exons: 1
Coding region: 40-2460 (806 amino acids)
Cellular component (GO): intracellular anatomical structure
Molecular function (GO): RNA binding
Source: RefSeq, a predicted model, not a curated record